Messenger RNA from Vitis vinifera (wine grape), 1069 nucleotides. RefSeq names its product proteasome subunit alpha type-6. Lineage: Eukaryota; Viridiplantae; Streptophyta; Magnoliopsida; Vitales; Vitaceae. Gene Ontology annotation, cellular component: cytosol; nucleus; proteasome core complex. Gene Ontology annotation, biological process: ubiquitin-dependent protein catabolic process. The transcript is spliced from 9 exons. The record is from RefSeq and is a predicted model, not a curated record. The coding region runs from base 111 to 851 and encodes 246 amino acids.
CUUCUUUCUGUAUUCUUGCGAAGAAAGCUUCCCCUUCUUCUCUCUAUAGCUCUUUUUCUCUGCAAGUCUCUUCCGCACGAAACCCCAAACGGAAAUCAAAGUAUCAAAGCAUGAGUCGCGGAAGUGGAGGUGGCUACGAUCGUCACAUUACAAUCUUUUCUCCUGAAGGUCGUCUCUUCCAAGUAGAGUAUGCAUUUAAAGCUGUUAAGGCUUCUGGAAUCACCUCCAUUGGUGUUCGAGGAAAGGACUCAGUCUGUGUUGUAACACAGAAGAAGGUUCCUGACAAGCUUUUGGAUCAGACCAGUGUCACACAUCUUUUCCCCAUCACCAAGUUCCUGGGGUUGUUAGCCACUGGCAUGACUGCUGAUGCAAGGACUUUGGUUCAACAAGCAAGGAAUGAAGCAGCCGAGUUUCGCUUCAGAUACGGAUAUGAAAUGCCUGUAGAUGUAUUGGCCAGAUGGAUUGCUGACAAAUCACAAGUCUAUACUCAACAUGCAUACAUGAGACCUCUUGGAGUAGUUGCCAUGAUCUUGGGUAUUGAUGAUGAAAAUGGACCUCGCCUCUUCAAAUGUGACCCAGCUGGCCAUUUCUUUGGCCAUAAGGCAACAAGUGCUGGAUUAAAAGAGCAAGAGGCAAUUAACUUCCUGGAGAAGAAAAUGAAAAAUGAUCCUGCAUUUUCAUAUGAUGAGACAGUUCAGACUGCUAUUUCUGCCCUGCAAUCAGUUUUGCAAGAGGACUUCAAGCCCAACGAGAUUGAGGUUGGAGUGGUGAGGACCGACAGCCCUGCCUUCAGAGUGUUGUCCACCGAGGAGAUCGACGAGCACUUGACUGCCAUAAGCGAGCGCGACUGAGUUCUGAUCUCUACCUGAAACCGCCUGGACAAGAAUGAUUAUUAGUUCGGAAAAUGCUUAUUGUUUUCUGUAAUUUUAGUCCUCUGGGACAAGCUUAAAGUCGCUUUAUCGAGACUGUUGUUAUCAGGCUGACUGGUUCUUCUGUUUCCAUUGCUCUACUUUCUUUUGUAACUUGAUUUAAAAAUGCAGAGUGUUAGAUCACUGGAGUUUGGAGGAAA